This is a messenger RNA of Punctularia strigosozonata HHB-11173 SS5, 1281 nucleotides long. Its product is annotated as LuxS/MPP-like metallohydrolase. Gene Ontology annotation, molecular function: metal ion binding. The record is from RefSeq and is a predicted model, not a curated record. The transcript is spliced from 4 exons. NCBI's taxonomy places the organism in Eukaryota, Fungi, Basidiomycota, Agaricomycetes, Corticiales, Punctulariaceae. Bases 1 to 1281 code for a protein of 426 amino acids. Gene Ontology annotation, cellular component: mitochondrion.
AUGUUCGCCGCCAGCGCAAGGUCGUCCGCGGCGCGCAGCGCACGCGUAGCGCGCAACUUCGCCACUGUCGUCGAGAGCGCAGGCGUCAAGGUCGCUGCGGCCGACCACGGCCAGCCCACGUCCUCGGUCACCCUCCUCGUUAAGGCCGGCAGUCGAUUCGACCCCAAGCCUGGCGUUGCGCAUACGUUGAAAAACUUUGCUUUCAAGAGCACCGGGAAGCGAUCGGGUUUGGGAACUGUGAGGGAAGCGGAACUGUAUGGUGGUGUUCUGCACGCUGGGCUUUCCAGGGAAUACCUCACCGUGACUGCUGAUUUCCUGCGCGGCGACGAGUCAUACUUUGUCGACCUCCUCACCUCUUUCAUCACCUCCUCGAAGUUCACCCGUCACGAACUCAACGAAUCUGUCGCCCCCGUCGUCGAGGCGGAGUCUACCGCGGCGUCGCAGGAUUCUGCGACCCGGGCACUCGAGCUCGCCCACGCCCUUGCCUUCCGGAAUGGACUCGGCUUGCCCCUCUUCGCCCCUUCGCACAGCGGUAUCACCCACGAGGAGGUAAAGGCUUUCGCAUCUUCCGCCUUUGCCAAGGGCAACUUCGCUUUCCUCGGCACUGGCAUCGACCAGUCCACCCUCGCCAAGCUCGUCGAGCAGGGUCUGUCUGGCGCGAGCGCUUCCUCCAGCAGCGCGCCAUCGACUGGUGCGACCAAGUACUUUGGUGGCGAGUCGCGCUUAGCCGCGGACGGCCCCUCGAGCGUCUUCAUCGGUUUCGGCACCACCGGAGCCCCCACGCCUGAGGUCGCCGCGCUCGCUGCGCAUCUCUCGGUCGAGCCUGCCGUCAAGUGGUCGCAGGGCACGUCGCCGAUCGCCGCCGCGCUACCUGAGGGCACUUCGGUCAAGAGCGUAUAUAUUCCGUACUCGGACGCGUCGCUCUUCGGCCUUCUCGUCGAGGGCAGCACCCCCGCGGGCGUGAAGGAAGCCGGCAAAGCUGCCGUUGCUGCGCUCAAGGAGGCUGGUAGCUUGAAGCAGGAGGAUGUCAAGAAGGCCGUCGCGAAGGCCAAGUUCGCUGCUGCGAGCGCUGUUGACUCCAGGGAGGGACUCGUCUCCAUCCUCGGUGCAAAGGUUCUGGCCGGCUCUGAGGCUUCGCUCGAUGGCGCGCUGUCCGCAUUUGACAAGGUCGAUGCUUCCGCGUUCUCGAAGGCUACCUCCGCUCUUCUCAAGAGCAAGCCGACCUACGUUGCAGUUGGAGACAUUACCUACCUUCCCCACGCCGACGAGCUCGGUCUGUAA